AUGUCUCUUCGCAAAUUUGGAAGUAACAACAGUGCCAGUCCCUUGAAGAAGAACAUGGAUACCUUUCACCGCUCCUAUGGGUUGGCAGAUCCCCAACAGCAGCCACAACACGACCACGAAUCCAACCCAUUCGGCAUGGGUAAUCCAGCAGGAGAAAAUGCCAACGAUGAUUAUGACUACGACGCAGAGAAAAAACAACGGGGGCCUGCACCAAGUUCUGCCAACAAUAUCCUGGGAGUCGUCCGAAUGCCCGUUCCCACUUUGGUUUCCAUAUCUCCUUCCAAUUCCCUUGAUAAUGGUAUGCCUUCAUCAUCUACCGGAACAGUAGGCCCCCCACCCAUCAUGCCCACACUGCAAUCCAACCAAUCACAACCACAAUUUAUUACGACAAGAAACAGUAUAUUGCCAAGGCGAAAGGAUUCCAACCGAAAAUUACAACAAUCCGCGUCACUCCCCCCUCCCUUUGUCAUGCAAGUCACCGCCAUUGCUUCUUUGGGGGGUGUCUUGUUUGGAUACGACAUGGGAGUCAUUGCGGGAGCAUUACCUCAACUCAAAGAGACAUUUGACCUGUCCAGCAAACAAGAAGAAUUGGUAGUCUCCAUUCUCUACGUGGGAGGAGGACUGGGAGCCGCCUUUGGGGGAACCAUUUGUGAUUUUUUGGGCCGCAAACCUGCCAUCCUCUGGACCGAUGUCACCUUCAUGGUGGGAGCCUCCAUUUUGUUCAUGGCACCCCAUGUCUCCAUGGUCUGUGUGGGACGUGUCGUGGUGGGGUUUGCCGUGGCCGUUUCGGGGAUUGCCGAUGUUUCCUAUUUGCACGAAAUUGCUCCGACGCAAUGGCGAGGUGCCAUUGUCAGUGUCAAUGAAGCCUGCAUAUCAUUGGGGUUCUUGUUGGCAUUUGUGAUGGGAACAGUCUUGACACCGCCAACACAACAAGACGACAAUGGUGAUGAUGGCAUCCAACCCCCACCGAGGGGUUGGAGGUACAUGUUUCUAUUUGCAGGUUUCAUGGCAUUUAUACAAUUCGUGGGUAUGUGGUCCAUGCCCGAAUCUCCCAUUUGGUUAAAAGAACAAGGACGACAUGACGAAUGCAGAGCAGCCUUGCGGAGAAUCAAUGGUAGAGAUCCCGUCCCCGUAUCGGACGAGGAGGAUGGCUCGGAUCAUGCCAGCGACGAUCUGGACCAGUUUCAGGACGAACAGGAAGAUAUUCCCAACAAUCACUCGCCUCCUCGUAGCCCUGAAGAUGUGGCUGGAGAAAGCAAGACAAGUUACGAGUCUCUGGCACCACACACUGCCACAACGAGUCCAGGGCCACCUGGCAGCCACAAUCCACUGUACAAAUGCGUGGAGCUAUUUCGCAAACUGCAACGUGGUUGGUGGAAUCUGAAACGAGUGCUGGGCAAAUACCGACGACAAGUGUGGAUCGCCCUGUUUCUCUCCACGACACAACAAUUUUGUGGCCAAACCAGUGUUUUGAAUUAUGCUCCCUCUAUUUUGGCGGCAGUCGUCCAACAAGACAAUGCGGAUGGCAAUGACGCAGUCUCUGGAUGGGCGACCCUGUCUAUUGGACUGGUCAAAUUUGUGGCUACGAUACUGGUCAUCUGGAAAAUUGAGCACAUUGGUCGACGAACACUCUUGUUGGUGGGGAUGGGCACGAUUGCUUUUGGGCUGCUCCUGGUGGCAGUUGCCUUUAGUGCCAGCAGUCCGUAUCUACGUGAAAAGCAGGGCAGCUCUUCGGAUGGCAUUGUACAAAGCGGAAGUGGCAUUUACUUUGCCCUUCCUGGGGUGCUGCUGGUCGUGAGUGGCUAUUCCAUGUCGUUUGGGCCCUUGACAUGGCUUUUGACGUCGGAAUUGUUUCCAACCGAUAUUCGAGGACGAGCUCUUGGAGCCAGUACCAUUGUGACCUAUCUUUGUGCCGCCUUGAUAACCUACUCGUUCUUGACGGCUCAGUCGCUGGUCGGAGGAAAAUCCAUGGAGGAGAUUGACGCCGAUCUAUCCAAAAUGCCAUGGUGGCGACGGUUCGGAUCGACUAGAACAAGCUCCGAUCGUGACCUGGACGAUGAACCCAAGGCAUGGCCGCGGCCGUCGCCCACGAGUUCUACCAAGAGCUCUCGCAGUCUGGGGGAUCCACCCGGUUCCAUGUUGGUACCGAAUAGCAUCGAUAGGCGACUUGGAGAGGCUGAGCUAGCAUAA
Molecule: messenger RNA, 2190 nt
Organism: Seminavis robusta
Lineage: Eukaryota; Bacillariophyta; Bacillariophyceae; Naviculales; Naviculaceae
Source: the annotation of a GenBank genome assembly